Messenger RNA from Pipistrellus nathusii (Nathusius's pipistrelle), 2667 nucleotides. NCBI's taxonomy places the organism in Eukaryota, Metazoa, Chordata, Mammalia, Chiroptera, Vespertilionidae. The record is from the annotation of a GenBank genome assembly.
AUGUUGUCAAGACUUUUCCGAAUGCAUGGCCUCUUUGUGGCCUCCCAUCCCUGGGAAGUCAUAGUGGGGACAGUGACACUGACUAUCUGUAUGAUGUCCAUGAACAUGUUUACCGGCAACGAUAAGAUCUGUGGUUGGAAUUAUGAGUGUCCAAAGUUUGAAGAGGAUGUUUUGAGCAGUGACAUUAUAAUUCUCACAAUAACACGAUGCAUAGCAAUCCUGUAUAUUUACUUCCAGUUUCAGAAUUUACGUCAACUUGGAUCAAAAUAUAUUUUGGGUAUUGCUGGCCUCUUCACAAUUUUCUCAAGUUUUGUAUUCAGUACAGUUGUCAUUCAUUUCUUAGAUAAAGAAUUGACAGGCUUGAAUGAAGCUUUGCCCUUUUUCCUACUUUUGAUUGACCUAUCCAGAGCAAGUGCACUAGCAAAGUUUGCCCUCAGUUCCAACUCACAGGAUGAAGUAAGGGAAAAUAUUGCUCGUGGAAUGGCAAUUUUAGGCCCCACGUUCACCCUUGAUGCUCUUGUAGAAUGUCUUGUGAUUGGAGUUGGUACCAUGUCAGGGGUACGCCAACUUGAAAUUAUGUGCUGUUUUGGCUGCAUGUCAGUUCUUGCCAACUACUUCGUGUUCAUGACUUUCUUUCCAGCUUGCGUUUCCUUGGUUUUAGAGCUUUCUCGGGAAAGCCGCGAGGGUCGUCCAAUUUGGCAGCUCAGCCAUUUUGCCCGAGUUUUAGAAGAAGAAGAAAAUAAACCGAAUCCUGUUACUCAGAGGGUUAAGAUGAUUAUGUCUCUAGGCUUGGUUCUUGUUCAUGCUCACAGUCGCUGGAUAGCUGAUCCUUCUCCUCAAAACAGUACGGCAGAAAAUUCUAAGGUUUCUUUAGGACUGGAUGAAAAUGUGUCCAAGAGAAUUGAACCAAGUGUUUCCCUCUGGCAGUUUUAUCUCUCCAAAAUGAUCAGCAUGGAUAUUGAACAAGUUAUUACCCUAAGUUUAGCUCUCCUUCUGGCUGUCAAGUACAUCUUCUUUGAACAAGCAGAGACAGAAUCUACACUUUCAUUGAAAAACCCCAUCACAUCUCCUGUAGUGACCCAAAAGAAAGUCGCAGAUGAUUGCUGUAGACGUGACCCUGCAGUGGUCAGAAAUAACCAGAAAUGCCAUGCGGUGCAGGAGGAGACAAAGAUAAACAAAGAAAGAAAAGUUGAGGUCAUAAAACCCUUAGUGGCAGAAACUGACACCUCAAACAGAGCUACAUUUGUGGUUGGUAAUUCCUCCUUGCUCGAUACUUCCCCGGAACUAAGGACACAGGAACCUGAAAUCCAACUUCCUAAGGAGCCUCGGCCUAAUGAAGAAUGUCUACAGAUACUUGGGAAUGCAGAGAAAGGUGCAAAAUUCCUUAGUGAUGCUGAGAUCAUCCAGUUAAUCAAUGCUAAGCAUAUUCCAGCUUACAAAUUGGAAACUCUGAUGGAAAAUCAUGAACGAGGUGUAUCUAUUCGCCGACAGUUGCUUUCCAAAAAACUUCCAGAGCCUUCUUCUCUCCAGUAUCUACCUUACAGGGACUAUAAUUACUCCUUGGUGAUGGGCGCUUGUUGUGAGAAUGUUAUUGGAUAUAUGCCCAUCCCCGUUGGGGUGGCGGGACCUCUGUGCUUGGAUGGAAAAGAAUUUCAGGUUCCAAUGGCAACAACAGAAGGCUGUCUUGUGGCCAGCACUAAUAGAGGCUGCAGAGCAAUAGGCCUUGGUGGGGGUGCCAGCAGCCGAAUCCUUGCAGAUGGGAUGACUCGUGGCCCAGUGGUGCGUCUUCCUCGUGCUUCUGACUCUGCAGAAGUGAAAGCCUGGCUUGAGACACCUGAAGGGUUCACAGUGAUAAAGGAAGCAUUCGACAGCACCAGCAGGUUUGCACGUCUACAGAAACUUCAUAUGAGUGUGGCUGGGCGUAACCUUUACAUUCGUUUCCAGUCCAGGUCAGGUGAUGCCAUGGGGAUGAACAUGAUUUCAAAGGGUACAGAGAAAGCACUUGCGAAACUCCAUGAGUAUUUCCCUGAAAUGCAGAUCCUGGCAGUCAGUGGUAACUAUUGUACUGACAAGAAGCCUGCUGCUAUAAACUGGAUAGAGGGGAGAGGAAAGUCUGUUGUUUGUGAAGCCGUCAUUCCAGCCAAGGUUGUCAGAGAAGUGUUAAAGACUACUACGGAAGCUAUGGUUGAUGUCAAUAUUAAUAAGAAUCUGGUGGGUUCCGCCAUGGCCGGGAGCAUCGGAGGGUACAAUGCCCAUGCGGCAAACAUUGUCACUGCCAUCUACAUCGCCUGUGGACAGGAUGCAGCACAGAAUGUUAGUAGUUCAAACUGUAUUACUUUAAUGGAAGCAAGUGGUCCCACAAAUGAAGAUUUGUAUAUCAGUUGUACCAUGCCGUCUAUAGAAAUAGGAACUGUGGGUGGUGGGACCAAUCUGCUCCCACAGCAAGCCUGUUUGCAGAUGCUAGGUGUUCAAGGAGCAUGCAAAGACAAUCCUGGGGAAAAUGCCCGGCAGCUUGCCAGAAUCGUGUGUGGUACAGUAAUGGCUGGGGAAUUAUCACUGAUGGCAGCAUUGGCAGCAGGACAUCUUGUCAAAAGUCACAUGAUUCACAACAGGUCAAAGAUAAAUUUACAAGACCUCCAAGGAACUUGCACCAAGCAGGCCGCUUGA